AUGCUUGACCUGUAAUCUAUUAACAGUUUUCCUUGUCCAGAUAUAUGUGGAGAUGGAAUCACAAGUGGUCUUGAAGAAUGUGAUGAUGGUAAUAAUAUUUAAUUUGACGGUUGUUAUGAUUGCAAGUUAGAUUGCUAAGUUUAAUGUACAAAAUGUAUAAGAGGUUUAUGUUAUGAAUGUUUAACAUAUGGUUGGAUUAUCAACAUUGAUACACUGUAAUGUAUUGAGAACUGCGGAGAUUCAAUAGUUAUAGGGUCAGAAGAAUGUGAUGAUGGAUAUAAUCUGGAUGAAAAUGAUAAUUGUUUUUAAUGUAAGAGACUAUGCAGGAAUGAUUGCAAAACGUGCAGUUCAAAUGGAAAUACUUGUUUGGAAUGUAAAGUUGUUGGAUUUAAACCUUAAAGCUAUUUUUGUGUUAAUAUUUGUGGGGAUGGGUACCUUGCAGUUGAUCCCUUUGGAAGAAAUACAGAGGAAUGCGAUGAUUUUAAUUUAAUUGACAAUGAUGGAUGCAGCUCGAUUUUUUGUUUGACUUGCCUGAAUGGAAAAUGUUUACAAUGCAUUGAUCAUUAUUACCUUGAUACUAAAAGCAAUAAAUGUUUAGAAUUAUGCAAUGAUAAUAUAAAAGUUGGAAAUGAAGCAUGUGAAGAUAUGAAUACUUUACUUUAUGAUGGCUGUUAUAAUUGUUAAUUAUCUUGUCAACCUAGUUGUUUAAAUUGCUAAGUAAAUGGUUGUUUGUAAUGUUAAGUAGGAUUCUAAUUGAUUCAAAAUAAAUGUCACAAUAUUUGUGGUGAUGAAUUAGUUGUUACUGGGGAAGAUUGUGAUGAUGGCAAUAUCAACCCUUUUGAUGGUUGUCAUUUUUGUUAAUUUCAUUGUGGUCCUAAUUGCUAAUUAUGUGUAUCAGGAGGAUGUUUACGUUGUUAAUUAGGACUUAAAUUAUUUAAUGGAGUUUGUCUAAUUUAAUAGAGUGAAAAUAUUUAAAUUAUCCAAUAAGAUAAUCUAUCAUAAUAAAAUUAUAUGAGUUAAUCUUAUAUAAAAAAAUGUCGGUAAUAGAUCAAUGAUG
This is a messenger RNA of Paramecium tetraurelia, 1057 nucleotides long. RefSeq lists its product as uncharacterized. NCBI's taxonomy places the organism in Eukaryota, Ciliophora, Oligohymenophorea, Peniculida, Parameciidae. The annotation marks the transcript as partial. The record is from RefSeq and is a predicted model, not a curated record. The transcript has 2 exons.